Molecule: messenger RNA, 2024 nt
Organism: Labeo rohita (rohu)
Lineage: Eukaryota; Metazoa; Chordata; Actinopteri; Cypriniformes; Cyprinidae
Product: serine protease HTRA2, mitochondrial
Exons: 8
Coding region: 234-1547 (437 amino acids)
Biological process (GO): proteolysis; programmed cell death; positive regulation of apoptotic process
Cellular component (GO): mitochondrion
Molecular function (GO): protein binding; serine-type endopeptidase activity
Source: RefSeq, a predicted model, not a curated record
CAACUACUACUUCCGGUACAGUCACCAACCCUACAGGAAAAAGAGCAGAGGAUUGGACAGACGCGCAUCUACAAGCAUACGCGAAGAAUAAUUCAACCACGUAUUCCUAUAUAAAGAAGAUUUUAUGUAUAUUUUCACAGAAACUUUUGCUAACCCGUAAUGUGUUUGACACAGUGAUGCCCUGCUUCCGCCGGGAUUGAGUGUUUUCUACGAUACAUCUGAUCUGAUGCAACAUGGCAACAUCACAUGUGAAUCGAUGUCUCUUAAGGACAAUCACGAGAUGUCUCCGGGACAGCAGUCGACAACCAAAUGUGAUGACAGUAAGGCCUUUAGGACACUUUUCUAACUCCUCUUCAGGUAAACAGGAACAUGAAGCACGAACUGUAGUUUCACCCCAGAGUUCAGGAGGCAGAGGUCGCGCCGGUCGCCUGGCAGUCGCGUUUGGACUUGGACUCGGAGGAGCAGCAGCCUUAUAUUCAUUAAGAGACGAGGACAAUAAAGAUGCCCUUCAGAGGACAGUCGCGGUCAGGAAUUUGCUAAUUGACAGCUUACUACCGACUGUCCAAUGUGCCUCUCCAUUUAAACCUGACAGCCCGCGGUACAAGUACAACUUCAUCGCGGAUGUGGUUGAGAAGUCCACACCUGCUGUAGUCUACAUCGAGAUCGUUGGGCGACACCCUUUUUCUGGCCGUGAAGUCCCCAUCUCGAAUGGCUCUGGCUUUAUCAUAAGUAGUGAUGGCCUGAUAGUGACCAAUGCCCAUGUGGUCGCCAACAAGCGUGGCGUCCGUGUUAAACUGACCAACGGAGAGACUUACAAUGCCACCGUCCAGGAUGUAGACCAGGCUGCAGAUAUCGCAACCAUCAAAAUCAAUGCUAAGCAUCCCCUCCCAACGCUGCGUCUCGGCCAGUCGUCUGACGUGCGUCAGGGUGAGUUCGUGGUUGCCAUGGGGAGUCCUUUUUCUCUUAAAAACACAAUCACAUCUGGAAUCGUCAGCUCCGCCCAAAGAGGAAGUAAAGAACUGGGCCUGUCCAACUCUAAUAUUGACUACAUCCAGACUGAUGCUACCAUAGAUUUUGGAAAUUCAGGAGGUCCCCUUAUAAACCUGGAUGGUGAGGUCAUCGGUAUUAAUACCAUGAAAGUGACUGCAGGGAUUUCCUUCGCCAUUCCCUCAGACAGAGUCCGCCUCUUCCUUGACCGUGCAGCAGACAAACAGAAGUCCUGGUUUGGAGAUUCAGGAUCAAAACGGCGUUACAUUGGAGUGAUGAUGCUGACUUUGACCCCCAGUAUAAUUGAAGAGCUGAAGAUGCGUGACAUAUCCUUUCCUGAUGUUUCUCAUGGAGUUCUCAUCCACCGUGUUAUUAUAGGAUCUCCAGCCAAUAGAGCUGGAAUGAAACCAGGCGAUGUUAUUGUUGAGAUAAACGGGGGAAAGGUGAACACGUCAGAGGAGAUCUAUAAUGCUGUGAGAACAAGCGACAGCUUAAACGUGGUGGUCCGGCGGGGGGCCGACCUCCUCAUGCUGCACAUGACCCCUGAGUACACGGAGUGACGUUACGUGACGCUUAAGCAUAUAAAUAAGAGAGCAAGAAAUCGUUCGGCUGAGUGAGAAAUAAGAAGAUGUGAGAUAGAAAAUUAUUUUAGUUGGAGAUGUUUUAAGAAGGUAAUAAUGUAAAGCGCUGAACAGUAUAGUAGCAAAGUUGGACAAUGUAGUCGAAAAUAUUUUAAUUGUGCAGUUUGUGCACUUUUUUUUGGAAGUGUUUGAAUUAGUGUGGAUGAUUCUGAGCAUAACACUGGAUAAAUAUCAGUGUGUCCUCUCAAACUGCACUGUAUCAGUACUGUUUCUGAAGGAAUACCACUAAAUAUUUGUAUGAAACACGGUUUGUCAUGAGAUGAGGAACAUUUGCCUGCCAUAAUAAAAUAGGGUGCUUUUAUUCCGACAUUGCAGAUUUUUUUUGUAUUCAGUGUAUUUUAAUACAUUUUUAAAACAGCUGUGAUUUUACAAUAAAACAUUGGAAUAUUAACUUUU